UACAAAAUGGCGAUGGAGACGACUGGGAAAGAUCAAGUGGAUUAUCAAGCGAUUGCUGCAAAACUUAGUGAAAUAUUGUUGCCUGUUGGCUUAGAAUCUCAUCCUUUUAAGGUUAAGUGGUAUAACGAUCUCCUUACCCACAAGGCAUUCAAAUUGGACUUUGACCCUGAUACAUUAGCAUUCAUURUAAUCAGUUCUCCUGAGAUGUUUGAGCAAGGCUUCAAACCAUUUAUAACUAACUACAAUUGCCUAGACACACCAAACGACCCACUAGAUGAGUUUGUCUCUCAAUUAUUCAGUAAAGUGAAAAAAGAGUUUCAAGAUUUUGAAAUUACAACAAUACAAGAUUUUGAAGUUCAUGCUAACAGAAGACCUAAAAUUCUUGUCCAGACAGCUGCACAUGCAUCAGGCGCAGCUUAUUUUUAUCAAMGAAAAGAUGUCAAAAAUGACCCAUGGGAUGCAAAGACCAAAAUACAUGGUGUUGCCAUUCAUCCAAAAUAUGGUGGCUGGUUUGCUAUGAGAGGAAYUAUUAUUUUUAAAGAUGUUUUAGUUCCAACUUUACCAAAAGCWGAACCACAAGAUAUUGUGAAUGAAGAUGAUAAAAAGAUUGACCUUCUGGAAAAAUUCAACCAUCAUUGGCAAGAUUGGAGCUUCAGAGACAUCAUUCCUGUUGUUUCUCAGUAUUCAGAGCAGCAAAAGAAAUACUUUGGUACUUUACCAGCAAACCGCAARAAAAUGCUUCAUGAAAUAUUGAAAGAAAGUUAGACUGACAAAUGAUAGAACUCUAGAAGAAAAAGAGAGCACCUUUCUAUCAUAAUGGAGUUCAAWUGCCUUCAGUCAAAGAACUAAAUGAUGAAAAUAACUGCUUGAUAAAAAUAGAAAUGUUUUAGGGACACAGGCAGUCCAAAAAUUGAUUGAGAAGCCUGUAUCCUAAUAAAUURUUAGUGUUUAGAAGUUUUCAUUCGAUCAUAUAAUCAAAAGGAUCAAAAAAUAAAGAGCAAGACAAGAGCACACUUUAAUUUAUYUCUUGUUAGCGCAUGCUCUUGAUAAAUGCAKAUUCCCUGUGGUACUAAAUAAUAAUAAUGGGACUCUUGGAACCGACUUAAUGGUCUCUAGUUUGAUUCCACAUGAAUUCCAUGAUAUAUGAGCAUGGCCUAGCAUUUUAUGAACUAUAUGUUUCAUAURUAACAAUUGGGCUGCCUGUGUCAAGGAUGAUUAUAUUGUUAAAAUUAUGAAUAUUAUAAAAGUUCUAUUAAUUAGAUAAUGCACAUUUCUUUGGUCAGCAAUGAGUUAUUACUCAACUAGUAGAUUGUUUGGUACUGUUUYGUUUGCUUUUUUGUUUGCUUUUUUCCUUUUAUUUUACAGCUAUAUAUCAGUGGCUAUCUUCCCAAAACUACUAUCAUGUUAGAUUUAUGAUGUGUCUAUUCUGCACAUAAGAAUAUGGUCAUUACAAUAAUCAAUUAAAUA
Molecule: messenger RNA, 1467 nt
Organism: Exaiptasia diaphana
Lineage: Eukaryota; Metazoa; Cnidaria; Anthozoa; Actiniaria; Aiptasiidae
Product: methylmalonic aciduria and homocystinuria type C protein homolog
Exons: 2
Coding region: 7-765 (252 amino acids)
Biological process (GO): cobalamin metabolic process
Cellular component (GO): cytoplasm
Molecular function (GO): cyanocobalamin reductase (cyanide-eliminating) (NADP+) activity; FAD binding; demethylase activity
Source: RefSeq, a predicted model, not a curated record